Messenger RNA from Bombyx mandarina (wild silkworm), 5457 nucleotides. RefSeq lists its product as uncharacterized. NCBI's taxonomy places the organism in Eukaryota, Metazoa, Arthropoda, Insecta, Lepidoptera, Bombycidae. The record is from RefSeq and is a predicted model, not a curated record.
AUGCUAGAUGCAGACGAACCCUUUAAACCAGACCAAGCCUAUGAAUAUUUUGUUAACAUGAAGAAGACCAAGAAAAAGACGGCUACAAGCCGAGUGAACCAAAUAAAGAAAGAUGUUUUGGAAUUGUGCGGAGACAAGAGGUUCCUCUGGGCAAGAAACGCGACUGUGGCCUUCGCUAGAGGUGUACAACAACGACUUUCUAGACCUGGACGAUAUACAUUAGCGGACGGGAUGUUAAGGCUCUCCAAUAUCAUUUUGGACGAGGUGUGUGGUUACAUGCACAUGAAGCCGCCGUCACGUCGCUGUGCACAUCCCAAAGCUAAAUUCAUGAUGGAAGUAGCUGAUAAGAUCGCCGUGUGGAUUGACGAAAUUUUAACUGAAUCAGACGAUCGAAUGCUGAUUAUGGACUACGAUGAAGACGACGAUGUUUUAAGAAGAGACAAGGGAGGUGAUUCUGAUUUCACGGAUGAUUUCCUUAAUAUGAUGGGUGGUGGUGGACUUUUGAAGGGGCGUGAAAUGCUUGAAGCAUUCAUGAUAUUAACUGAUUCAAUGAGUAAAAAAGGCAGUCAGAACCUGCUGUCGCAUGGAAAGUUCAGCCAAACAUACAGUGAAGCAGCCGAUGAGUAUAUACCAACACACAUUCUACUAAUCGAUUUGUUUUUAUCAUCUACAGAAAUGGUUAAUGUGUGUUCGAACUAUUUGGCCCAAUACGCCGAAUUUAACAAGGACAAAGGUCCAGCAUUUACUUUGCUUAUCAAAAUGAUGCGUUCAAACCAAAACGAACAGCUUUAUAAGAAAGAGAAAGCCCAAAGAACAUUAGGAACUGCUGCUGCAGAACUUGAGGCAGCUAAAGGACUAGAGAGUGACCACGAUGAUCCAAAUCUCUCUCAGGAAAUUUAUUCAACUCUUUCGCGAUUAGUAGAGAACGUAACACCGGAUGAUCUCAAAACUGAUAUGAAAGAAACUAUGGAUAUCUGCUCGAAAUACUUAUCACAAUGUGCCAUUGACGCAAUCGAACGCGGUCCCGCUUUUGAUUUAUUAAUAAAGGAACUUGAAAAACAUGGAUCGGAACAAUUUACGAAUCAAUUUCCCGUUCUGGCCAAGAAAUUCAUAGCCGCCUACUCGCUGAAAUCUGCGCCUGGCUUUACAAGCACUACCCCUGAUGUAGCCACAACACCCAUUUUUGUUGGAGCGUUGCAUAAGUCAGCUGAUGCCGCUACACCUAAAGCCCUCCACAAAGAUAUGCAAGACGUCAUAGAACGUUGCGCCGCAUACUUAUCGGCAUUUGCACGAGAUAGAGACAAAGCACUACAGGUUUUAUUAAAAAUGAUGAAAGACAAUCCGUCAAAAGAAUUGGCUAAAAGGAAUAACUACGCCAUGAAUUAUGCUGUCGGUGCGAACGAACUGGAAACAGCAUCCAACCUAGUGCCUUUCCUUCCUGUAAAGGAUAUCGCGGACGAAGAAAAAGCCAAUUUGACCAAAGAUGUCGAGAAUUUAACGCCUUCAGAACUGAAAAUAGCUAUGAAAAGCUUGGUUCAAGAUGCCGGAAGAUAUUUAUCUCAAUCUAUGGCUUUGAAAAGUGGUGCCGCGGGUGAGAGAUAUCCACUGAAUUUGUUGGCUGCGGUCAAAGACUCAUUAGGUGAUCGUCCUCUUUUCAAAUACAAAGCCUACGGUCAAACCUACAGUGAUGCUGCCGAAACCCUGAAAUAUGCGGGACCAUUGGAAUCUGAUCCUAAAUGUGAAGACUUAAAGAUACAAAUCGAAACGGAAAUGAAGAGGGGAGUGCCCGCUCAAGUGUCACCCAAUAUAGCGGCUGGAUUGAAUGAUACAAUGAACGAUGCCUCCAAACAUCUAGCAAAGAUUGGAGCAGAGAAAGGAAAAGCCUUGGAUUAUCUCGUGGGGCUUAUGAAAGAACGGGGAGAAAGCCCUUUGGGACAGAUGCAGGGAUAUCUCCAGACUUAUUCUGAUGGAGCUAAAAGGAUAGAAAAUGCGCCAAGUCUUACAAACGAAAAAGUUGACAAAGGGACCUAUGAAUCUGUUCGAGGAAAAUUAACGCAGCUUGUCACAGAAAAGCCUUCAGAAGAACAUAAGAAGCAUAUUACAGGUCUUGUAGAUGACUCCUCGAAGUUCCUCGCUGCGCCGUUGCCUGAAACGGAAUCUGAGAAACGUCGAGUAUUGGCAGAUUUAAUGGCACGAAAAGGUGAUCAGAUGCUUGCGCAGGAUGGUCUAUACAAAAUAACAUACACAGAAGGAGGAGAAGAGAUAAUGAAAGCGCCGGUUGGGGUUACCGCGUCUGACGAUGAAUCAAUGAAAGUAGCAAUGCAUAGCAAAGUUAUCAGUGUGAUACCGGAUAAAAAAAUGCAGGACUUAUUGAAAGAUCCCGCCAAUGAAGGAGCUGCGCACUUAGCGAAUAUUUUAAAAGGAAGAGGUGAAGCUAUGAAAGUUAUACACGAUGAAAUGAAAAUCGAAAAAGAUAAGGAAUUUUUGGCUGUGGGCAGUUUUAAGAAAAGUCACGAACAGGCAGCCGACAUGUUAAGUUCCGCAACACAUUUUGGUGGACAGCAUCCGUCCCCUGUUCUCCUGGAUAUGGUGAACGAUCGAAUUGAGAAACUUCCUAAAUCGAGUGCAUCUGAUAUAGCUAAAAAGUACAUGACAGAUACAUCAGACAUCGUUGCAUCUUAUAUUGCCGGUAGAGCUACUGAUGAAUGUGGCUUGGAUGCUAAAGCCUUGGCUGCAUUUGAUGCCAAGGGAUCGAGAAGCACGGAAGCGAUUAAAAACAAAACACAAUCUACAGCACAAGUUAAUGAUGCAGCCGCAACUAGUGACCGUAACUCCUCGAACCUGAAUAAAACACCAUCACGUGAUGCCACUAAUGCUAGCAGUAGAAUGGGAUCGGAGACAGAUGAAGAAAAGAGGAAGCGAGAAGAGAUCGAAGCUAAGAAACGAGCUGAACAGAGUACAGAUUUAGAUCGUGAACGGCAGCAGGCGUUGUCAAUACUUCAUACGCAGCUUAAAGCUCAAGGUGCUAACACGUUCUAUAAACAGCCGCAAACCGAGUUGACCCACCAACAAGCUUCAGCAUGGAUAGACAUGAAGCCUCCGAUGAAAGUAGACAAGACAGUUAAAGAGUCUGCCGAUACGGCACGACUCCAUAAGAAAUUUGAAAGGAAACUGUCCGUUCUAGUUAGUAAGGUCACACCUCCUAACAUGAACGACGCGAUGCAAGAUGUAGUAAUAGAAUCUGCACGAAUACUAUCUGAAUAUUUCGUAUCAAGCAAUUACAAAGCGCUCGUUCGAGAGGCACUAAUAUCGGAAAUGCAGAAACGUGGCAAUGAAAUUCUUAUUAAAAUGGACAGCGCUGCGGAGACUUUCUUCUUUGCUGCUCAAAGGUUAAAGAAGGCCAAAACGAUGACAAUUCAGGAACCACGUAACAAAGUGUCGUAUUAUUUGACAAAGAAAUUGGAGGAAAUUAUUCGUUGUCGUUCUAUGGCAAGAAAAUUAACAUCCACUAUGAAAGAGCAUAUCAAGGAUGCCUCGGAUUAUUUGUCAGAGUCAGUAACCACGCCUGAUGAAUAUAUCGCAGCAUAUGUGGCAUUAUUAUGUGAAAUGGAAACUGCAGGAGAAGCACUCCUCGUAGAGGGAAACAUACCUAAAUCAUAUAAGGACGCAUCUGCUUACCUUCGAAAAUUGACAACAUUUGAGGAUCAGAUUCAGCGACCAAAUCCAUCCUUGCAUUCGUCAAUCGAAAAUAAACUUAAAGUUAUUAUGGCAAACGUCGUCAGUCGAACUUACACUACAACAGUUUUGCACGUUUUUACAGGAGUUAUUAGUGAAUCUGCUAGUUUACUGGUCUCAUACAUUAUGCUACAAGGUGAAAAAACGGAAGCUUUAAAAAUAUUGAUUGAUAAUAUGGAUCGGAUUGGAAAUGGAGUGCUAUUGUGUCAUGGUAACAUACGAAAAACAUAUACCGAUGGAGCUGACAAACUACGGGGAAAGAACACAGAUCAACUCGCCGUGCAAAGUGCAGAUCCGGUCGUUUCGAGGAAAAUACAAAUCAAGCUGAAUAAUUUGAUGAUUGAUAAUGUUCCGGAGAAAUAUAAAACGUUGAUAGACGAUGUAAUUGAAGACGCAACUUUGUUCCUGGCUGUACACCUACUGCAACCACAAAUAAUUCAAGUGUGCAAGUGCAUGAAAAACGUAUUUGUUCAAUGCGAACUAUGGUGUGACGAGAUUUUACGGCGCGUGGCGCAACCCUGUUGCACUUGUUCGCGUUAUGUAUCAUUACAAGCCUUAGAAGACGUUGUACCGGCAGAAAGAUUGCGCGCCGAGCCGGGAUCUUCUAAGGUUCAGGCUCCGGGCAUUGAAAUAUCUAUAACAGACUGUCCAUCUAAACAAACUAGAGUUCAAAAACAUGCCGCGCAGCCCUGUCCAGCGCCAAAACCAACCGAGGGGUGUCGACAACAAACGAACGCUUACCACUUAUACUCUGCGACGGUACAACAUAAUCGUUUUAAUCCCAGCAAAUUACGGCCACGAUUCCAGGAUCCAAUUUCCCCGGACGCUGUCACAGAUAUACCAUCGUCACCGCCCAGAAUAUCGCGAUCUUUUUCACCUACACCGCUUAGUCCCGCGAGUUCACCCCGCGUACGAUUAUUACAUAAACGUGAACAAAGCUCGGACAAAAGUCUAAUAGAGCAUGCAAAUACUUCGGAAAGCUCUUCACCCGAUUCUUUUUAUACACCUCCGAGUACUAAUGUAUCCAAAACGUCUGACGAGAGGACUGCUUCUUCUAACGCGCCAUUAAAGAGCGACGAUGUCAAAAUUAACCAAAUCAAAACGUUUUCCGCACCUUUUUCGACGACUUCUAGAAAUAUUGAUAAUGCUAAUGCCGAGGACAAUUCACGAGCGCCAAUAAUAUCUACUGAUCAAAUGACAGAUUGGCACGCAAUGAUGGUGAGCCUUAUGUGGAACGUACAAGCUUGGCGGGACUGGAUACAAGAAAUCAUUGACAGAGCGUUAAGCUAUCGUCCUAAAUCUGCUGAUGCCGAUGAAAAUUGGACCACGUUACAAAGGAGGAUAGAGUCUGAGUCACUACAAUGGCGUCAGUACAAUGCUUUUAGUCGUCAGCUAACUUUACGACUUGCUUUACGUUAUAGAGAUAAAACAAUUGUUUCUCCGACGAGGGCAACCGUUAAAACCGAAGCUUAUUUGGGAUACCAACGGGAAAUGUUGGAAAUCAUUGAUAUGUUUAACAGAUGGACGCAGUGGCUGACUCUACUCGUGAAAGAAACUCAUAACCUAAAGGAGAUUCCUGGCAGCAGUGUUCCUUUGCACGAAAUUCGUUGGAGUUAUUUAAGAGAGAAAAUACGGAAACACUCUGAAGACUGGACGAAAUACAAUCUUCAUUUGAAAGAAUGUUGGCAACACAAAUAUAAGUCACUGAUAGCAGGUCAAUAA